UAAAUAUCCCAACGCUUUUCCUUUCUUUUCCCUUCGUCUUCCUAAUUCCUCCUCCAAAUUUCUAUCUCCCAAAAGAAAAACUCUUGGUUCAAUUUCAUUUCUCAAAAUCCCAAUUCUCUCUCCAGAUCAAACAAUUCUUCAUUUAACUGAAUUUAAGAAUUUCUUAGAAUUGUUUCUGUUCUGAUCAGGAGAGAGAAUUUUUUACAUUUCGAUCCCCAUUUUUGGUGUUUUUGCCCUUUUUACCCUUAUCGCUUUUAUGUGUGAUACGCAUGUGUUCUAAUUCUAAUCACUUCAUUACUUUCUUUUUAAUCUUUCUUCUCCAUUUUUCCCCUCAGAUUUUCAAUUUUAGGAGUAAUUAUUGUAGUAUCAACAACUCAUUAAUACUGAGAGAUUCUUAUUAAGAUAAGAUUUUUAACGGUAAUCUUACUUAAUCCCAUUAUUUUUGUUGGGACGAUUUCCAAUUAAUCGCAUUUUUAGCCAUGGAUUCUCAAAACAAGAGUAAUCGUCAGCUCCAAAGAGCUCCCUGCUUCUCAAAUGUUGGACGGAGAUAUGUGGCCUCGCCAUCUGUCAUUGUAAUAGGUGGUGGGAUGGCAGGCCUUGCAGCUGCUCGUACUCUUCAGGAUGAGUCAUUUCAGGUAGUUGUGUUAGAAUCACGAGAUAGAAUUGGAGGCCGAGUUCACACUGAUUACUCUUUUGGUUUUCCUGUUGACUUGGGUGCAUCAUGGUUACAUGGUGUCUGCAAAGAGAAUCCUUUGGCACCUCUUAUUGGAAAACUAGGAUUGCCUCUCUAUCGUACAAGUGGUGACAAUUCAGUCCUGUACGACCAUGAUCUGGAAAGUUAUGGGCUUUUUGACAUGGAUGGAAAUCAAGUUUGUCAGGACUUAGUUGCAAAGGUUGGCGAGACAUUUGAGAGCAUUUUGAAGGAGACUGAUCAAAUUAGGCGAGAAUCCAGUGAAGACAUGUCUAUCAGUCGUGCUAUAUCAAUUGUUUUUGAAAGGAGACCCGAUUUAAGGUUGAGUGGCCUUGCUCAUAAGGUGUUGCAGUGGUACCUAUGCAGAAUGGAAGGCUGGUUUGCCGCGGAUGCAGAUACCAUAUCACUCAAGUGUUGGGACCAGGAAGAAUUGCUUCCUGGUGGGCAUGGUCUUAUGGUCCGGGGAUAUAAGCCUGUCAUCAAUACACUAGCAAAAGGGCUUGACAUUCGGUUAGGUCACAGGGUUACAGAAGUUGUUAGACGUUAUAAUGGUGUGAAGGUAACAGUUGAGGAUGGGAGUUCUUUUGUAGCCGAUGCUGCCAUUAUUGCUGUUCCACUUGGUGUUCUAAAAUCAAAUUGCAUCAAGUUUGAACCAAGAUUACCUGAAUGGAAAGAGGCCGCCAUUAAAGAACUUGGUGUAGGAAUUGAGAACAAGAUUAUUUUGCACUUUCAAGACGUGUUCUGGCCAAAUGUUGAGUUCUUGGGAGUAGUUGCAGAAAGCUCAUAUGAGUGCAGUUACUUUCUUAAUCUUCACAAGGCUACUGGCCAUCCUGUCCUUGUUUAUAUGCCUGCUGGACAACUGGCCCGCGAUAUUGGGGAACUGUCAGAUGAGGCUGCUGCUAAUUUCGCAUUUAAGCAACUUAAGAGAAUCCUUCCUAAUGCGACUGCUCCAAUUCAGUAUCUUGUUUCUCAUUGGGGUACAGACAUAAACUCACUGGGAUCAUAUAGCUAUGAUACAGUUGGGAAGCCCCAUGAUCUAUAUGAAAGGCUGAGAGUACCAGUGGAUAACCUAUUCUUUGCUGGGGAGGCAACGAGUACAGAUUACCCAGGUUCUGUACAUGGUGCAUAUUCAACUGGAUUGCUGGCUGCUGAGGACUGCAGGAUGCGUGUCCUGGAGCGACAUGGAGAGUUGGAUAUUUUCGAGCCAGUCAUGGGUGAGGAAACACUUAUUCCCAUUUUGAUUUCCAGAUUGUAACUCGUAGGUUCAGCUAUACAGAAACAGAAACAUUAUGAAUUAGUUGCCAUAUGGGAUUGAGUUGACACAAUGUGGCUGGCUGCUUAGCGAUAAAUUAUUGAAAUCACACGGUUUUUAAAUGAAUUUUCAGCAUCAGCUAACAUGAGUAGUCUCUCCCUCGGUGAACUAGGUAAUAGAGGACAUUUUUGUAAUAUGGUGCUAUAGCUGUGAAUUGCAGCUUGUAGUGACACUGAGUUAUACCUCUGUGAAUUUUUGUGUUUAAGAAGAUUAUUUUAUGAAUACUUUAA
Messenger RNA from Nicotiana attenuata, 2233 nucleotides. Its product is annotated as probable polyamine oxidase 2. Gene Ontology annotation, cellular component: peroxisome. The record is from RefSeq and is a predicted model, not a curated record. The transcript has 10 exons. Gene Ontology annotation, molecular function: polyamine oxidase activity. Gene Ontology annotation, biological process: polyamine catabolic process. Bases 480 to 1946 code for a protein of 488 amino acids. Lineage: Eukaryota; Viridiplantae; Streptophyta; Magnoliopsida; Solanales; Solanaceae.